CCGCCCCGAGGCGUGCCCGUCCCUCCCGCACGGCGGCGGCAGCGGCACCGAGUCCUCAGUGCCGGCGCUGGGCGGCAGCUGGUGGGACCGGUACCCGGUACCCGGAGCCGUGCUCGGACGGAGCGGCAGCAGGAGAAGCAGGAGGCGGCGCGAUGCCGGGCAGCGACACGGCGCUGGCCGUGGACAGGACGUACUCGGACCCGGAGCGGCACCGGCGCCGCAAGAUGCGGGUGGAAAGACAUGACAUGAAUACUCUCAGUUUGCCGCUUAACAUUCGCCGUGGAGGCUCUGACACCAAUCUGAACUUCGAUGUACCAGAUGGAGUCCUGGAGUUUCACAAAGUCAAACUCAGUGCAGAUAGCUUGAAACAGAAAAUCCUCAAGGUUACAGAGCAAAUCAAAGUUGAACAAACAGCUCGAGAUGGAAACGUGGCUGAGUACUUGAAACUGGUAAACAGUGCAGACAAGCAACAGGCUGGACGCAUCAAACAAGUCUUUGAGAAAAAGAACCAGAAAUCUGCCCACUCCAUUGCCCAGCUGCAGAAGAAGUUAGAGCAAUACCACAAAAAGCUCAAGGAUAUUGAACAAAAUGGAUCUUCCAAAAGUACUAAGGAUACUUCCAAAGACAAUUUGAAAGAUAUUCAGCACGGAAAGCCUCGUACCUCUGGGCAUGGAACAGAGAGCAACAAGUCGAGCGUGCCAGGCGUAUCCUUGACACCGCCUGUCUUUGUUUUUAGCAAGUCAAGAGAGUUUGCAAAUCUGAUCCGAAACAAGUUUGGUAGUGCAGACAAUAUCGCUCAUCUCAAGAACACCCUGGAGGAAUUUCGGCCAGAAACGAGCUCUAGAACCUAUGGAGGCAGUGCCACCAUUGUUGCCAAACCGAAAUACGUUAGUGAUGAUGAAUGCUCAAGUGGGACUUCUGGCUCAGCAGACAGCAAUGGAAAUACUUCAUUUGGUCCUGCCACAGCAGGUGCCCUGGACAGCCAAGGAAAGCUUUCCAUGAUUUUGGAGGAGCUAAGGGAAAUCAAGGAAACGCAGUCGCAAUUAGCUGAUGACAUAGAGAAUUUAAAAACACAGUUUAAGAGAGACUAUGGCUUUAUUUCUCAAAUGUUACAGGAGGAAAGAUAUAGAUAUGAAAGAUUGGAAGACCAACUAAACGAUCUCACUGAUCUUCAUCAACACGAGACAGCAAACUUGAAACAGGAGUUAGCCAGCAUAGAGGAGAAGGUGGCCUACCAGGCGUAUGAGAGAUCACGAGACGUUCAGGAAGCCUUGGAAUCAUGCCAGACCCGGGUUUCAAAGCUGGAGCUCCAUCAGCAGGAACAGCAAGCACAGCAAACUGAAACAGUUAAUGCCAAAGUGCUCCUGGGGAAAUGUAUAAAUGUUAUCUUGGCCUUCAUGACUGUCAUCUUAGUGUGUGUUUCUACUAUUGCGAAGUUCAUUGCUCCGAUGAUGAAGAGCCGUUUUCAUAUCAUCUGCACUUUCUUUGCAGUGACACUGCUGGCAAUAUUUUGUAAGAACUGGGAUCAUAUCAUUUGUGCCAUAGAAAGGAUGAUUAUACCAAGAUGAAGCUGCUGGUCUAGCUGUUGUUUUUUUCUCUUCCUCUCUGUUUUUAAGUGCUGUGUGUUUACAGUUUCUUUUUUGUCAGUUUAAAUGUGCAGACUGAAUGAAGAAGCCUACAAAGACUCCCAGACUGUAAGGUGUAAAUAUGUAAAUGUGUACCUGUUGGCAGUCAGUGGGCUGUUCAGUCAGGUUGUGUUGAACUGGCCGUGUCUGUGAUAAGCCGCUCUCUUGUGUCAGUCUUCUGCCUUAAGCCAACCGGUUGUCCACUCUACAAGCCUGUGACCACAGAAAUGGUGGGAUGCUAUGGGAGGGAUCCAAGCCAUUGCAAGUGUGAGGUGUUCUUUUCACUGGAGUGAAGUGCAAGGAGUGUGAUCACAAGGAAGCACGUCACAGUGUGUAUCAGUCCUUUCAGAUAAAUCAGUUUCUCUCUGAAUCCAGCUACUGUAAGCCAAACUGUACAGUAUUAAUAAUUCUGGUUUCUAAAUUAAUGUGUAACGAUAUUUGGAGUUUUCAGGACCAGCAAAACCCGUGAUGCUUCUGCUAGUAACCCUGUGCACAAAGAGUUCCUUGUUCAGAAAUCAGACCGCUGAUGACUAAUGACCACAAUUAGCAGUUGUUGUUGUCCCUUAUCACGCUCAAGAAAAACAUGCACGUGGCACAAAGCUUCCAAAGAUGAAGAACUGAAUUAAGUAAGAUCUCCAGGUCACUUCAUAAAGGAGUGAGGGUGCAAGUGUCACUUGUGGGUAUUUUUCUAUGCAGAGAAAAGUCCUCACUUGCUUCAGGCACUGAAAGUGGCAACAGUUAGAUUAGCCUUUGCUAGCAUUGAAUUGUUGGGCUUUCCUGCAGAGCAAAUAUAUACUGGGACUCUGGGUACAGUGGAUUUUUUUCCCUUAUGUCAGAUUAAACAAUGCAGCAGAAGCAUGAGGGAACUGAUCCUUAGGGGAGUUAAACUUCUGUAAAUAGACAAACACUGUGCAGACUCUCUUAACAGACAUUCCUGAAACUAAUGUAUUAUCAUACAAUACCACAACUAGGAGACAGGGAUGGGUUUGUUUUCUUAUUAGAAAUUAUUUUGUUUAGGAACUUGAGUAAAAAAAAAAAUCCCUGAAAUCUGCUUGGCUCUCAGCCAUUGUGUGGAACCAGAUCUUUAAUAAAAAAUCAAGAAACAACAACAGAAUUCUCCUCUGUAUUAAAUGGGAGGGGAGGAAGGGGAUGGGGAAAGGGGGUGUCUCUAGUUAUGUGAUGUUCAGUGUCACGUUUAAAUAACUGUCAUUACGAUUUCUUUUCCAGUUGUAUUUGUUAUGCUGUCUUUACAGAAGGGGUAGAAAGGGAACUGCUUUUACUCAGUCAAUGUAGAAAUUCAGGAAUCUUUAUCCUGAGGAAUAGGGAGGCAAUGGAAGAGCUUUGACAUUUUAUGGCUGCUGGAUUAUCAGUGACUACAGUUACCUUUUGUAUCUUCAGGGAAUGAAAAAAGGACCGAAUUAACUGCAUAAGUAAUGAUAUGACUUGGCAUUUAAAAAAAAAAAAAACAACAAAUUAAAACACUAUAAAGGCCAUUAAAACUUUUUUGUACAUGCAACAGCUCUGAAAAGAUACCAGGAAGGAUGGCACCUGGCCUGCAGGCAUUGGUAAUGGAUCAGAUCAGGCACACCCAUGUUCAUAACCUGGUCCUGCCCAAUCUUCUGAGGAAGGUAUAGUGGAAAGCAGAAGUCCUGCUGCAAGUGGCAUCACAUCAUAAAGCCCAGAUGUACCGGCGGUCUCUGCUGUGGCUGGAAGAAUUAUUAGAUACAUACAUUCUUCCUUAUUUUUUUUGUUUUCCUCUUUGCCUUUACCUCUGUAUUCCCUGAAGAGGAGCAUGUCAAUUGUGUUACACAUAAACCUUCUCUGCCUUAAUUGCUGCACGUGCUCCUGCUGCUGCUUGGUGCAGGAAGGCCUUUCUUCCCACUUCUCUUAACCUGUCUUGGCACUGUACACAGCAGCAGGCCUGCAGCUCCCCCUCCUAAGUAUCUGCACUUGGCCUCCUUUCUCAGCCAGCUGAUGAACUGAGAUUGCCUCCACUGAUGCAGCUCAUAGACUUAUCUUCACAGGAAAGUCUGUUUACAAUUUUAUAUAGAUUAGAAAGAUGAAGAAAGAAGUAGCUCUUUUCUGGCCCUUACAUCACAAGAAAGGAUUUCUUUUUGUGCCCUUUUGAUGUACGUGAGACUUCCUUGGUCUUUACUCUUUCAAUAUUCAUUUUUAAGAAGGCAUAUACUAUAUUUUUAAUUUGUGCUUUUCAUUUCUUUAGAUAACGCACAUGCUUCUAGUCAGCGUCCAUUGCUUUCUGAAGCCAUUUGCUAAAUAACAAAUAAUCCCUAUCACAUUCUGUUCUCAUUUCCCAGACCAUGAGCAUCUCCAUUUGCUCCAAAAAAAAAAAAAAAAAAAGCCCAGCAACAAUUAAAAUAUGAGAGUCCUGGAGGUGAUCCUCAGAAAUGCGUGACUCCUGAUGUUGCUCUUUUGCCUUCCUUAUUACAAUCCGCCUCCUUCUGCUUGGGCUGCUCAAGAAACCACUGUCCAGCAUUUUGUUACAUGGGUUUGUAAGGGUACAUGCAGAAGGAAGUUAUACCAUGCGUUGUUUGUUUUACUUAAAAACUCCUUUGCCUGAUGCACAAUUAGUGUUUAAAGAGAUGAAACUCCCUGUGCUGGUGUAUGUAGUUAAAAAUGAAACACCAGGUAGCCACCGCUUCUUGUAACAAAGGUACUUGGUAUCAGGAGGCAGUUGGUACAUCCUGAGGAUGCAAAGGUUUCUGCUCCAAGGUCAUCCCUUUACAACACUGGAAGAUGUCCUCUGUGCAAAAUGAAGGUAGAACAUAAAAUCAACGGGCCUAUGAAAGAUUGCUCACUGUCCUGAUAAAGUAUCUGGGGCCAAAUUGGAAACAGAAGGGCCUCGCAUUUCCAUAUUGGCUUUAUCUGACAGAGGAUGCAGAAAAAGCUGUAAGCUCUGAGUAAUGUUACUUACGCAAAUUAAACCACCCUAAUGGAUAAACGGGCACAGUGCUUCUCUGGGUUAUUUCCCUGCUGUAUUUAAAUUGGUGGGUGAUGUGACAUGCAUCGAGAAAUCAAGCAAGAUGUGAAGGGCAAAAGACGGGCUGCAGUGUGAGGAGCUCUGCCAAGUUUGUUUCCACCCAAAAGGGAGGGAGGCCUCCCCUCCUGCAUUCACCUGUUUCUUACCUCAUGCUGGUAUGGCUGUGUUUUGCAGAGGACUUUGAUUAACUUCUCAAUCCACUUUCUGUUGGGACAGUGUGAGCUUUUCUGUUCUCCUACAACACGCUAAAUGUCAUCCUUAGUAUACUUACUGCACUUACUCAUUGUCAGUCUCUCAUACACUCCCAUUCUACAAAAAAUUGCCUAUGCCUGAUGCUGCCUGGUAGUCAAUUAUUUCACUUCCCUUUGAUGUCAUUCUCUAAAUGAAAUGUCCUCCAGUUAAUUUGUAAUGCCUGUCCUUAUGGUUUAAUUUCAAAACACCUGUGUUUUGCAGCAUCUCUGAUGCAGGACCAUUGCACGUGGAGCUGGUACCUGCUGUAUAUGGAGGAUCUUUAAAACCCAGUGUUUUUCUUUGAACAAAACCACAAAUGUUUAUCUGGGGACUAGAAACAGAAUAGGCGAAGCCAACUUGCUGUAGGAAAGAUACAAUGACUGGAAGUUGAAGCUAGGCAAAUCCAAUGUAAACAUAGGUUAGUGAUAGCCAAGAGUUAUGAGCUGAUUGUUAGCCACAGAAUAACUUAGGCAAGGACGCAAAUAUUUUAAGCUCAAGUUGAAUGGUGUUGUUCAAGGAGGAAUCAGUCCAGGCUUAUGCUUGAUCCAAAGUCAACUACAUAAACAAAGCUGGUGCUUUCUGGAAAUAAAAUCGAUGAAUGAGAGAGAAUCUGUGAAAACAAACCAAAAUAGGAGCUUGUGGUUCAUUUAGUUGGUGUGGGAUUUUGGAAGCCAAGCCCAUUUCUACUGAGAUAGAGAUAUAUUACUCCUGGAUUCAGUGGUGCAGCAGAAGGUAAACAGAGAUUAACGUAAUUAAACAUUUUAAUUUGGAUAACAGAAUUUAAUCACUUCUCAAAGUCCAGCUAGGAGCUGCAAUCAGGCGAGUUUACUCUCCUCUUUUUUAAUCAAGCAAAUAUCUGUUAAUGGUCUGUGGGUUUUUUUGUGUGUGAUUUUUAAAAUUUUUUUCCCAUUUACCGUCAAGCCAAAAUUUGGCCUUUAAUUACUUAUAUUGUUCCCUUUUAAAAAGCAAUAGAUGAUGAUGAGGGUCUUGUUUUCAAAUGAAGUUUGAAUGGUCUCUGAUGCUGCAUAGAACCCAGGAGAAAGAAUCAAAUCAUUGCACACUGCAGCAGUGAAAGACUAGGAAAAUUCUCAUAUUAGCUAAUGAAGUUGUGUAUUGUCCUUAAAAAAAAAAACACAUGGAGAUGAUGCUGUGUGUAAAGGCUGCAUAAGAACUGUUAAAUGAUCUCGUACAGCUGAUUGGCUUUAUGUGUAGCAUAUGAAGUUACACUGUUGUUGGAAAGUUUUGCACAAAGCCACCCUUCCUUUCUUUUUCUUCUUUUCUUUCCUUUCCCCCACCCCCCAAAAAGCUGUUAAUACUAACCUGUACCAGAAACUGUCUGUUUUAAUAGACUAGAGUGAAUUGUCUCAAUGUGCAAUCUCCAACGUUUCUCACAGUGUAUUCAUUUUGUGCACCACUGUGGAAAGAUGCAACUAUAAAACUGUAUUUUUUGUACAUUUAGUUGUGUAGUCAUGACCGCCUCUAAGGUGCCACUGAUUUUUUUUUAAUAAAACAUAUUUACAUUUAUUUGA
Molecule: messenger RNA, 6383 nt
Organism: Coturnix japonica (Japanese quail)
Lineage: Eukaryota; Metazoa; Chordata; Aves; Galliformes; Phasianidae
Gene: TMCC3
Product: transmembrane and coiled-coil domain family 3
Cellular component (GO): endomembrane system
Source: RefSeq, a predicted model, not a curated record